Prorocentrum cordatum is the source of this 989-nucleotide messenger RNA. NCBI's taxonomy places the organism in Eukaryota, Dinophyceae, Prorocentrales, Prorocentraceae. The record is from the annotation of a GenBank genome assembly.
GGGCCGGCGCGCCCGCGCCCGCCCCCCCCCCGCCGCGGGUGGCGGCGCGGCGCGUUGGCGCCGCCGGGGGCCACAGCGAUGGGCCAGCCUCGAGCUCGGCCGUCGGCAAGCUGUGCUCGCCGUGCCGCGGCUCCGAGCAGCCCAUGACGCCGUCCUCGACCCGGCCAGGACCCUUCCUCCAGAGGAAAGAGACGAACACCAACGCCUUCUUCGUGGGGAAGGACAACAGCCGGAGCGACACCGAGCUCCUGACCGACAAGAAGAAGGCCCGACCGCGCGGCAAGGCUGAGCAGGACAUCAUCCGCCGCGCGAUGAAGGAGGACAGGGUGUGCGCCCUCCUGAGCGACGAAGACGUUGAGAGCGUCCUGGAGACGAUGGAGUACUUCGAGUUCGAGGCCAACGACAGGGUGGUCACGCAGGGCGAAGUCGGGAAUACCUUCUUCGUCGUGCACGAAGGUGCAGCCGCCGCGGCCGCCAGGGCCGCCCAUGACGCGGCCGCUGGGGCCACCCAGCAUGUCCCCGCGAGCGGCGAGACCGAGGUGGGGCCGUCCCCCGGCACCGAGCUGGUGUUCAAGGGCGUGGACGCGCGCCGCCUGCGCGCCCUCGAGGUGGAGGCCGCGGUGAUCUUCCAGAUCGAGAACAGCGAGGCAGCCCAGAUCGCCGCGUUUACCCGGCGUUGGGGCGCCCGGACGGCGCGUUCGACGGGCGCUUUCGCGGCGGGCAAGGGGCGGCGGCGAAACGUCAACGCGUUGGGCUUCCGCAAGAUUAUAGUCGUUGCCGCGGACAGCUGGGAGGCCGUAGUCGCGGUUACCAUGUGCGCGAGGCGGCACGAGAUUGUCGCCCGCUCCACAGGGGUGGUCAAGUACCAGCGCGGCCCCACGACGAACCGCAUCGCGCACCGCUGGUCGGUCUCCAAAAGUGGGUGCUCAAUCGCCUUGACGGCCGCUUGCCAACUUUCUCGGACUGGCGGCUGUGGGCCCGCUGGGUAA